Molecule: messenger RNA, 915 nt
Organism: Didymosphaeria variabile
Lineage: Eukaryota; Fungi; Ascomycota; Dothideomycetes; Pleosporales; Didymosphaeriaceae
Exons: 1
Coding region: 1-915 (304 amino acids)
Cellular component (GO): Mis6-Sim4 complex; kinetochore
Source: RefSeq, a predicted model, not a curated record
AUGGACACCGCAGAAGCGCUCGAUGCUGAUAUCAGCGAUCUCCAUGACCGCAUCGCGACCCUUCGAGCGCAUCGCGCAAACUUAACCUCCAUCCUCCUCUCACAACCCCACCUUCCGACGCGUCUCGAACAGCGCCCAGUCCUGCACGAGCGCAACCGCCGCAAUGCCGUCAAACUCGUGCAAAAGCAAUCGAAUCGCAAUCUCGAGAACAUAUAUCGUGCCUGCGCUGGCGUUACAGCCUACAAAGUCAAGGAUCCAGAUCCAUGCGCAAUAGACGACGGCAAUGUGCUUGGUGUGCGCAUCGAGGUGUCCGUUGGCGGCAGGUUCGUCGAGACGUAUCAUGUGUUGUUUAACCGACCAAAUACGGCACAUAAGACCAUGUUGAAGAUUCACAAACAUACAAUCCCGCCGUGCAUCCCGCUGCAACCGCUCGCGAAUAGAUGGUUACCCACGGCGAAGAAGAGUGCAGAGGAACCUAAGGAGCAGAAUCUGGUGAAGUUUGGCAGACAUCUGCGGAAAGAGCUCGUGAGUUGGCAUCUGAGAUUGAACACGCUGGAGAAGCUGCGGAAGGAUGCAAAGGUGGAGGACAAACCAGCGGGACCAGACGAAUCGAAUAUAGAACCUGCGGUCGGGACGGUGUUGAACGCCUUCGUCAGCGAUGAUGAGGAUUCAGAAGAGGAGGAUCCGCUAAGCGAAGCAGUUGGUCCUCUCAGAAUCUCCACACUCGAUGCGGAUGCGGCUGUGCGAGAGAUCACAAUUACGUGGUCCAAUGGCAGAGUGGGCAUUUUCAAGGUCACCAAAGAUGGCGAAGUCGACAAGGCUGUCGUGAGGACAAAAGAGGGUGCCCGAGAAGCUUCACUCGUUAGUAAAGCUCUUGGACGGAUUGAGGGACUGCUCGAGAGGCUCGAAGCGUAA